AUGGGUGUUAUUUUAUAUCAUUUCCCAUUGAGUGGACCGUCUAGAGGGGCCCUUCUGGCUGCCAAAGCAGUAGGAGUUGAUGUAGAUGUUCAAAUUAUGGAUCUGUUCAAGAAAGCACAGCUAAAAGAGGACUUUGUGAAAAUCAAUCCACAACACACCAUUCCUACUUUGGUAGAUGGGGAAUUAACAAUAUGGGACAGUCAUGCUAUUGCUUGCUAUUUGGCUUCAGUUUAUGGUAAAGAUGACAGCUUAUAUCCAGAAGACCCCAAAACUAGGGCACUAGUCAAUCAGAGACUAUAUUUCGAUUGUGGUACAAUGUAUCCUAGAAUAAGAGCCAUAUGUUUUCCUGUACUAUUCUUGGGGGAGGAUAUCAUUCCUGAUGAACACAAAGGUCCUUUAGAAGAAGCAUUAGGAUUUUUGGAUGUUUUUCUUGAAGGAAAUAAUUUUGUCUGUGGAAAUAACUUGACAAUUGCAGACUGCUCUUUGGUGGCUUCAGUUUCCAGCAUUGCAGCUGUUGGAUGGGAUUUGAGUGCUUAUUCCAAUGUUGUUACUUGGGUUGCUAGAUGUGCCAUUGCUAUUCCCAAUUAUGAGGAAUCCAAUCAGAAAGGAGCUGAAGAGUUUGGAAAGGUAGUUAAAAGCAAGCUUGCUCCAGGGCAAUUAUAA
Phaedon cochleariae (mustard beetle) is the source of this 663-nucleotide messenger RNA. The record is from the annotation of a GenBank genome assembly. NCBI's taxonomy places the organism in Eukaryota, Metazoa, Arthropoda, Insecta, Coleoptera, Chrysomelidae.